Molecule: messenger RNA, 962 nt
Organism: Tribolium castaneum (red flour beetle)
Lineage: Eukaryota; Metazoa; Arthropoda; Insecta; Coleoptera; Tenebrionidae
Exons: 8
Coding region: 200-880 (226 amino acids)
Source: RefSeq, a predicted model, not a curated record
AUUUCGCCAAAAAGCAGACGUAAGGUUUGGGAUGCGGAUUCCGAAUCAAGGUUUUUCUUCCAGGCGGCACCUGCUCCCCAGCCGAAACCCCUAAAACAUCAUGUUUAUUUUCCGCGAGAAUCGGCUUUGCACACAUUUGCGUCUUUUUCGGUCGAUACAGCAGCCACUCCAACCGCCUCCGUCCAGACUGUGAAUCGGGAUGAUGGGCUCAUUUCAAUCAACAGAGACGAAAUUCCAGCGUUUGAAUGUAUCAGAAAUAAAAAUAACGCUUCUCCUGCUGAUGCGAUUUCUACCACCAGUUCGGUCAUUUGUUUACAAAAACAGGACUAUUUUAAUUAUAAUUUUUUUAAUGAAUUAUUUGGGUCUUGAGGUGAUACUGGUUUGUAGUGCCAAACUGAGACGUUAUUUCCCAGUUAAUUGUAUCCUUUUCCUCCUAUUCACAUUUUCUGUAGGAACGACUCUAGUUUCAUUCGCGGUUUCAUGUACUGGGAUCCUAUGGUCCUCUAUUUACGGCACAGCUCUCGCAGUUGUGGUCCUUAUCACGCUUUCACUAAUGUCUUGCCAGAAGAAAUGGGAAGUCACUAAUGUUUGUAUGCACAUUUUCACGUUCCUCUAUAUGUCGGUUAUAACCGGAUUUGUUACAAUAGCCUUGAAUUUUACUCAUUUUAAAGAAUGUGAUCUUUGGUUCAUGUUUAUAACUUCGGCGAUAAUGCAGAUAUUAAUUCUGUGGCUUCUCUAUGUCACUCGGCAAAUUGCAGUCUGUGAAAAAGAGCGCCUUUGCUGCCAAGAAUACGUUUACGGAGCUUUAACACAGAUCGCCUACCUACCCCUUUUCCCCAUGUCCAUAAUCAAGUUUAUUAAAUAUUGUCGAAAACUAUGAUAUUCGUCGUUUUAUUUCAAAAAACGUGCUUCCUUUGAGAAAUUGAUUCAGAAAAUGGACAAAUUAGAUGGAAAUUAAAUGA